Aspergillus uvarum CBS 121591 is the source of this 349-nucleotide messenger RNA. RefSeq lists its product as uncharacterized. Bases 84 to 263 code for a protein of 59 amino acids. Lineage: Eukaryota; Fungi; Ascomycota; Eurotiomycetes; Eurotiales; Aspergillaceae. The transcript has a single exon. The record is from RefSeq and is a predicted model, not a curated record.
UUUAGCACUUUUCAAUUUCCAGGUUUCCGUGUUUCAGAACAGAUAACUUCCCAGCUGGCCUUGUUGUUGCCAUCCAUGCAUCCAUGUAUGUCUAUGUCUCAGUGUUGUUUGUUCUUUGUGUUUGUAGUUUGACAGUGGUUAAGUUACCCGUGUGGGCAUCCGCUCUUCAGGCUCCUAGGCAGGCUCCCCUUCAACCUCUCCCCGUCUCAUCACCAUCUCUAUCGUCAACAGUCCUCAUUUCCAUCCUCAUCCUCACCCUUUAGUUCAGUUUUUCGCCAGCAGUUUAUUCUUCCUUUAUUCUUUACCUACUAGCUUAGCACCAGCGGUGAGCCCCUCAAACCAACGGGAC